Messenger RNA from Racocetra persica, 494 nucleotides. The record is from the annotation of a GenBank genome assembly. Lineage: Eukaryota; Fungi; Glomeromycota; Glomeromycetes; Diversisporales; Gigasporaceae.
UGGGAAUAAGUAUAAUGGUGAGCAUGAAGAUGGUGGUGAAUAUGGGUAUGAUAAUAAAAAUGAACAUAAAUAUAAUAAUAGGGACAGACAUAGUAAUAUGAAUGACAGCAUAGAUGAAAAGCUGAAAAAUGGUAAUAUUUGGCAGCGUACAAUUGUGUGCAAACAUUAUAGUUGGUCUCAAAAAACAAAAUGCAAGAACCAAAAUAAAUAUGUUUCAAAAUGCAUAGGAUGUAUCUGGCAAAUAAAUAUUUCAUGCCCAGAAAAAGAGAAUUCUCACAAAUAUGUUUAUAUUAUAAAAAUUAUUGACAAGCAUGAAAAUUAUGAACUUAAUUUAUCAUACCUUUCUUUUCAAGAAUCUCUUGAUUUUCCUAAAAAUAUACUUAAAGACAUUGAGUUUUAUAUAAAAAAAAUGGAUUGCAGUCCUCAACAAAUCCGAGUUGCUAAAAAGAAAGAAGAGAAUCUCUGUUGGUAUGUAGCAGUAGAUUGGGAUCCUA